This is a messenger RNA of Cololabis saira (Pacific saury), 2189 nucleotides long. RefSeq names its product caudal type homeobox 1a (gene cdx1a). NCBI's taxonomy places the organism in Eukaryota, Metazoa, Chordata, Actinopteri, Beloniformes, Belonidae. Gene Ontology annotation, molecular function: RNA polymerase II transcription regulatory region sequence-specific DNA binding; DNA-binding transcription factor activity, RNA polymerase II-specific. Gene Ontology annotation, biological process: embryo development; cell differentiation; animal organ morphogenesis. Gene Ontology annotation, cellular component: nucleus. The transcript has 4 exons. The record is from RefSeq and is a predicted model, not a curated record. The coding region runs from base 146 to 772 and encodes 208 amino acids.
AGUAAUAAGCCUGAACCUUAGACUAAAGUGAAAACGGCGCGCCAUUGGUGUCGGGAGGACCGUAACAUGCGCCAGGAGGUCUGACCCAGCGAGCCUCACCUGAGAGUCGGCGCACCUGCGGCACCUGCGGCGCCGGGACAGCGACAUGUUCCCCAACUCCCUCAGCAGCCAGUACAUCCCGCCCGGGUAUGACUUCAGCGGGUCCUAUGAGCCGUCGGCGGGCCCCUGGGGGGCCGUGUACCCGCAGCGGGAGGAGUUCCCCUACAGCUUCCCGGGGUCGAGCCCCUGCGCCGGCCAGCUCAGCUUCAGCCCCGCGGAGCUGAGCUGCGCCCCCUCGGCCGCUGGAGGGGGGUCUCUGCCCCCCUACAGCUUCAUGUCUGGGCAGGACCCCUUCAGCUCCAGGAGGAGACCUGAGCCCACCAGACACACACUUUCAGGAGGGAAGACCCGGACCAAGGACAAGUACAGGGUGGUGUACACUGAUCACCAACGGCUGGAGUUGGAGAAGGAGUUCCAGUACAACCGCUACAUCACCAUGAGGAGGAAGUCCGAGCUGUCAGUGACACUCAGCCUUUCUGAGAGACAGGUGAAGAUAUGGUUUCAGAACAGACGUGCCAAAGAGAGGAAGGUUAACAGGAAGAAGCUGCAGCAAUCCCAACAGGCCUCCACCACGACUCCCACUCCGCCCGUACUGGCUGGACACACUGACGUCACCACGAGCCCCAGCACCAGAAGCAACAUGAUGUCGGACUUAAAAGCAGAGGACUACUAGCUCCACGACUCGUGCAGAUGCCGGCGAGGACGUCAGUCGCUACGCGUUCAGACAUUAAUAUGACUGCGAUCAGAUCAACACACUGUCACUUUUGUGGCCAGUGCUUUUUUGCUUCAUAACUGUUUUGUAAUUCUCAAUGAUACAGCAUUUUACACAUGAUGUUUUCUUUUGUUUUUUGUUUAUGUCAAGAAAGGUUAACAUCUCAGAGUUAGUUAACAGAAUGAUGCAGCUUGUGUUUCUGCAUCCUCAGGUGGAGGAGAUGAUUAGUGAGGGUUUUUUUCACAUAACAAAACACUAUUAAAUAUUGAAAAUGUAGCUUCAGAGAUAAAAGGAAAAAAAAAACACUGAUAUUUAUUUUAAGGGAAUAAAAUUGUCAUCUCAAUGUCCAGGAAAUAGAAUGAGUCCAAAGCCAAAAUGGUCUCAAAGAAGGAAGAAAAACUGAUUUUUAGAUGCAUCAUAACAACGGAUUAAUCAAUAAUAAAAAUAGUUCUUCAUAUCAUGCGUCCAGUGCUUUGAGAGCAUGUUUUCCUUUUUUCAUUCAUUUGUCAAGAAGGCGAUAAAAUCAUCAUGUUUAAAAAUGGCCCGGUCGGAAUUUGAUGCUCAGACAGCAGAGUUAAGCCACAUCCUGAAAAACACAUGCACGAUUGCUCAAGCACAUGACAUGUGAUGUAGAGUCAGCGUGGCAGCAAGGCGUGCUUCACUCAGCGGCGCUGAAGUCUAAUAAGUCAUUUUAAUAGGAAAUGCUUUUGGUUUCUCUGCAGUCUUCGGGGGCCUUGCUGUAAGCAGCCUAUAUGUAACCUGCUUUACAUAUGUGGGAAAUAUUAACAUGCUUUGGCGUGCUUCAGUGGUCAGUUUCAAAAGGAAAAAGGAAGAAGGAAGAAGUUAUAUUCCAUGCUGUGUUAAUGCAGUCUGACCACAGUCUGAGAAGGAUUACAGAAUAAAACAAACAAAAAACAGUAUAGCAAAAAAAGAAACAGCAACCACGGCCAUCUUUUCACAGUGGCCUGUCGCCACGUUCAACAGUUAAACCCGAGAGGGCUUGGACGGAUUUCAGUUCGACUCGUGCUGUCUGUAAAACAUCUUCCUCUGUAGUUUUAUGAAAUAUUCAACUAUGUUUUUGUUCAGAGCACAAGUAACAACUUCUGCAUCAGUCUGCUUCCAAUAUCUUAUGAAACAUUUCCACAGUCCUGAUCAUUCACACCACUGAUAAAAACACUGACAUUAUACUGUAUACCUUUAACUUCAACUAAUAUGAUCAUUUCAUGAAACUACAGUCUAAGACAGUCUCAUUCUUGUCUGAUGACUUUUGAAUUUCUUUUGGUCACACUGCCUUCCUUAACAUUCACACUGUUUUACAAUAAAAAGCUGAACUGUAAGAAUACCGAAUUUAUUAUAAAGUAAAUCAAACAACCUUGAA